AUGGUAACUUAUGAUGAUUUAGGAUUUUUAAAGGAAAUCCAAGUCGAAGAUGACAAAGACAAACCUGAACUAUGCGAUAAAUACCAAAAAGACAAUCAAGAACGAAAAAAAUGUCGUUUACUUUCUGAGGAACUAAGUAAUAAAUUACACCAAAUAUAUUCAGACGGAAAAAGUGGUUAUAUUCCUCCUAUAAGUUAUGGUCUUUGGUUAAAACUGGACAAAAAAGAUAUCCGAGAAAAAUCAGAAGUGAAAGGUGAAACUUUAUGUUUUAAUUUUGUCCCUGCCCGUCGCUACACAGAAACAUUAUCUCCCGAACUUAAUACACUUCACGAAAUAAGAUCUAGGUUUUAUGAUGCUAAAGCCCAAGAAUCCUACUCCGCCCGCACCUCUGCCCUCUCCCAAAUCAACAAUUCUCUCACACAAGGCAACAUUGACCUAACUGAAUUAGGAAUAGAAUAUUUUUGUCUUCGUGAAGAGUGCCUUUGUAAUGGUGAACUUUCUCCCACCGAGGAAGCCAAAUAUCACAUAACCCACCUUAACAAAUACCAUUUAAAAUCUUUAACCAAUCGAGAAGCCAUCACCAACUACCAAACCACUCAAAUCGAAAAAGACAUCAAAAAUCUAGUCUCUGCCAAAUCCAAAUCCGCCCAAGAAC
Molecule: messenger RNA, 655 nt
Organism: Ambispora leptoticha
Lineage: Eukaryota; Fungi; Glomeromycota; Glomeromycetes; Archaeosporales; Ambisporaceae
Source: the annotation of a GenBank genome assembly